Molecule: messenger RNA, 1134 nt
Organism: Colletotrichum spaethianum
Lineage: Eukaryota; Fungi; Ascomycota; Sordariomycetes; Glomerellales; Glomerellaceae
Exons: 2
Coding region: 1-1134 (377 amino acids)
Source: RefSeq, a predicted model, not a curated record
AUGUCCAACACAACAAAGUCCGCAAAGAUCGGGAAACCGCCAAAUAAUGUAAGAGACUACAACAUCAUCAGGGGCAUAUAUCGACAGUAUGGCAUCACGACUCUGGAUCCAAGUUUGGGAUAUGUGUUUGCUGCAAAGGAGCCAAAGAAUGCCGUCCACGAGUCCAAGCAGCCCGCCAUAAUUGCCGGCAUGGUCAUUGUUAUGCUUGCCAUCAUUGUUCCGACGGCAGCAAGACUUUGGAUACUGGUCGUUGUCGACGCUGGAGGAGGUACACAUACUUGGGAAAAUACCUACAACGACUACCAAUUCUACUCGUAUUACUUAACAAUUUGUCGAUUGCUUUACUACCCCACUGUUGGCAUCAUCAAGAUCUCGAUCACCCUCUUUAUUCGUCGAAUCGUUGAUACGGCGUACAGGACAUGGAGAAUUGUGGCCGACAUUUUUCUUGGGGCUCUCGUUGCUUACGUUGUGCUCGCUGUGUUUUGGAGUAUCUUCAUCUGCAAUCCACCCCGCGCUGUCUGGGACAGGGAGUUCGCAGGCAGCUUAACAGAACAGGCGACUUGUGGAGACCAGUUCUUGAGCGCGAAGAUCCUCAGCAUUAUUCAUGUGGUUCAGAGUGUUCUCCUCCUGGCAACGCCCAUCGUUAUUUUGUGGAGAAUUCGCAUUGACCGGGGAAAGAAGAUCCGGCUCUUCAUCAUAUGGGCUGCAGGUGGCCUCACGGUUACAGGCGGCCUCCUGCAACAAAUCCAACCUUUCAAAUCGCCGGAUAUCUUCUGGGAAUACACCAUCAUACUCAGAUGGACAGUUCUAGAUAUAGCUAUGGGUACUGUGACUGCGUCCUUGCCGGUGUUAGAUUCGGCAAUCAUGGUAUCAUGGCGGACGGCUAAGUCCACACUUGGCCUCUCAAAUCGGGAGAGAGACAACAGUAGAGAGACAAAUGGAACAAAGCCUGAGACGAUUGGUUCAGGGCCACGAAAGGCGUACAUCAGCUCUGCUGAGAAUAUCAUUAGAGAAGGCGGUGGUAUCGAGAUGGAUGUUAUGCGGCAAAACAACCCUUACGAAAAUGGCAACGCUCAUUCGAUUCCGGAUACCGCAGGGCAUGAUGAGCGAUAUAAACUUAACACCAUUGUAUGA